AUUCAGCGUCUGCUCUGCCGAUAAUGCAAGCGUAGAAGAAGAAGUUCCGCUUUUCACCUGUUUAUUUUCUGCCCUGAGCCAGUGAACACUUUUCAGCGGAUGAUUUCCGAACCUGUAAAGGAAGAGCUUUAUUAAAGAGUACAGCUGUGCCGAUGGUGUCACAACUAAGGACAGAGGGCAUUUCACAACAUCCUGCUGCUGCAGUGACUGAGACAGCCAACAUUGAGACUUCUUUUGAUGAUGUGCCACACUCCACUCCAGUUAAACCAAAACAACCUGGUGAUCGACCUGAGCACUCUCAUGCAAGACUGCAGCUGGUCCUAACAAGCCCUGAAACAACCAAAGAACGCACAUGUCCAUCCACAUCUGGCAGUUAUCAUGCCUUCCCCCCCACAAGGUUAUCUCAAACUGAUAUGCAAGCUCAGAUGUCAGAGGAACGUUUGGAGGAAGGUUUGGAUGUCAGCAUGACCUCAAUUGGUGUUCCUCUAGACCCAAAAGACACCAGUUUUGCUCUUCCAAGCUCAACAUCAACUUCAACUCCAACCUCAGAAGAAACUGAAGACUUGAGAACCUGGGAUGAGAGGAAAUGGCUGGUUGACGAGUCAAAAUUGUUUCAGCUUUUCAAGACUUGCCAUCAGUGUGGAACAGAAAUCAUUCAAAAAAAUGUUCAGAUAUCUGGGAGCUGUAUCAAAAUAUUGUGGGAGUGUCUGAAUCAACAUAGUGAUGAGUGGAGUUCCUGUCCAGAUGUUAGAGGGAUGCCAGAGAAUAAUCUACUUGUAGCAGCGUCAACUCUCUUCACUGGUGCCACGUACACAACAAUUGCUGAUUGGGCUGGACUGCUGAAUCUCCAAAUUCCCAACAAUACAACAUAUUACAAAAUACAGUCUUCAUAUCUAAUCCCAGUCAUCGACAUGGUGUACAACGAGCAGCACAAGGCCAUCAUGGAACAGCUACUGCAUAAACAGUAUACUCUGAAAAAGGGAGUGCAUGUAUCUGGAGAUGGCCGAUCAGACAGCCCAGGCUUCUCCGCAAAAUACAACACCUACAGCUUCAUGGAGGACACAACAAAGGAAAUAAUCAUUUUUCAGUUAGUGCAGGUGACAGAGGCAUCCAGCUCUGCUGCCAUGGAGCCAGUGGGGUUCAGGAGAGGACUUGAUUAUCUCCUUGAGCAAGGUCUUGAAGUGGAGGUGGUAACCACUGACCGAUCACCAUCUAUACGAAAAAUUAUGCGCGAAGAGUAUCCGGAAAUCCACCAUGAGUUUGACAUCUGGCAUGUUGUCAAGGGGCUAAUGAAAAAAUUGCUGUCAGCAUCCAACAAAAAGGACAACCGAGACCUGCAACCAUGGAUAAAAUCCAUCUGCAAUCACUUGUGGUACGCCUGUUCCACUUGUGGAGGUGACCCUGAUGAUUUGAUAAGGAAGUGGAAAGCACUACUUCAUCACAUCUGUGGUGUGCACCGCUGGGAGGAAGAUGGACAGGAGAUUAAAUGUGUGCAUGCUGACCUUACGUCAGAGGAACAGAGGCGAAAGAGGUGGUUAAGGAGAGACUCUUACGCUUUCAAAGCCCUGACAGCUAUUGCCCUGGACAAAGGACUCAUGAAAGACCUUAGGCAAAUGGCCCUUUUCAAACAUACUGGGAAGCUUGAAGUAUUCCAUGCAUCUAUGCUGAAAUACACAGAGAAGAGACUGCACUUCCACUACUCAACAAUGAAAGCUCGCACCCAGCUUGCCGUUAUGGACCACAAUGAAAAUGUUCAGCGUGAACAGGCCUACACCAACACAGGACAAGCACGGUUCAAUGUGGUUUACCCAAAACAAACAAAAGAAUGGGUCGCCAAAAAGAUCUAUGUUCCAACAACACAAACAUUCCGGCAAAAUCUGGUGGUGCAAGUUGUGCGGAGACGCCUGGACCCCAACAUCAAGAUCAAAGACCCCCAGUCAUAUGUUUCUAUCCCUCCCAUACCAGAAAACAUUGCUCAGAAACCAAAGCCUGCCAAAGAGGAAGCCAUACAAAAACAUACUUCCCGAUACAGCAGUUAGUCUGAGUGGUGCAGUAUUUUUACUCUUGCCUUUUUAUAUUUGUAAUUAUGCAAAUAAAAAGUCUAGCUGGUGGCAUGUAAUUUUAACCUUCUUUUUUUUUUCAAAAUUCUGGGAUACAGAGUCUGAUAAGGGGUUUACUUAAUAUAGUUAUAACAUGACAUUUUGAAAUAAAAUGGCAUGUGUUUGUGGUUGGCUUGUCUGCAUUUCACACUUAGGUCUAGAAUAAAUAUUUAAUCAAA
This is a messenger RNA of Cyprinodon tularosa, 2278 nucleotides long. RefSeq lists its product as uncharacterized. The record is from RefSeq and is a predicted model, not a curated record. The coding region runs from base 153 to 2039 and encodes 628 amino acids. The transcript is spliced from 10 exons. NCBI's taxonomy places the organism in Eukaryota, Metazoa, Chordata, Actinopteri, Cyprinodontiformes, Cyprinodontidae.